Molecule: messenger RNA, 1479 nt
Organism: Penicillium antarcticum
Lineage: Eukaryota; Fungi; Ascomycota; Eurotiomycetes; Eurotiales; Aspergillaceae
Product: beta-ketoacyl [acyl carrier protein] synthase domain-containing protein
Exons: 5
Coding region: 1-1479 (492 amino acids)
Biological process (GO): fatty acid biosynthetic process; secondary metabolite biosynthetic process
Molecular function (GO): 3-oxoacyl-[acyl-carrier-protein] synthase activity; fatty acid synthase activity
Source: RefSeq, a predicted model, not a curated record
AUGUCGAACGGCUUACACACCGCGAACAUGCGCCAGCAUGACACGGGUGCUGCGGGCAGCGCCAGCAAUAGUGGCGAUGGGAGACCCUUCCACCGCAGUGUUCCGGUUGCCAUUGUGGGCAUGGCCUGCAAAUUCGGAGGAGACGCUACCAGUCCCUCGAAACUGUGGGACAUGUGCAUGGAGGGUCAAGACGGCUGGGGGGCCAUUCCCCACGAGCGAUUCGAUCUGAAGUCUCUCUAUCAUCCUGACCAGCAGAGAUUCGAUCGGCAUCAUGUCCGCGGUGGAUUCUUCUUGCAGGACGACCUGAAACGAUUCGACGCAGCGUUCUUCAACCUUUCUGCCGAGAUUGCCAGUGCGAUGGAUCCGCAACUGCGGCUGCUCAUGGAAUCUGCAUACGAAGCCAUCGAAAACGCGGGCAUCCCGAUGGAGAGCUUCUCUGGGUCCAAUGCGUCAGUGUUCACUGGGACAUUUGCAAGUGACUAUUUCGACACGCUGAUCCGCGAUCCCGAGAAUCUGCCGGCCUCGUUCAUAACCGGGAAUGGAGGGGCGAUGCUGUCGAACCGCAUUUCGCAUUUCUAUAAUCUCACAGGGCCUAGUAUGACGAUUGACACGGGCUGCUCGUCGAGUGCCGUCGCCAUUCACCAGGGAUGCCGGAACCUCCAAGCGGGGGAAUCAGACCUGUCUUUGGUUGGUGCAUCUUCUGUGCUAUUGAACCCCGACAUGUUCAUCGCCAUGUCCAACUUGAAUGUGCUGAAUGCAGAGGGGCGGUGCUAUUCAUGGGAUCACCGCUCCAAUGGGUACGGCCGCGGUGAGGGCGUCGCAACCCUGUUGCUGAAGCGCCUGGACGACGCCCUGCGGGAUGGGGAUCAUGUCCACGCCGUCAUCCGUGAGACUGCGCUGAACCAAGACGGAAAGACAACGACGAUUUCUUCGCCCUCGAUGGAGGCGCAACAACAACUCAUCGAAGAGUGCUACCGCCGCGCCGGACUGGACCUUGCACAAACCGCGUACGUCGAAGCGCAUAUGACGGGUACAGCCACAGGCGACCCCAUUGAGGCGGAAGCCAUUGCGCGAACGUUCGGGCAGCGUCGCAGCUCGGACGACCCGGUGCUCGUGGGCUCGGUCAAGACGAAUCUGGGGCAUACUGAGCCCGUGAGCGGGCUGGCGGCCGUUAUCAAAACCGCCUUUGCGCUGCAGCACGCAUGCAUCCCCCCGAAUCUGAACUACGAGAAACCAAAUCCGAAGAUUCCGCUGGACGAAUGGCACCUGCAGGUCCCGACGUUGCCCACCCAGUGGCCCCAGGAUAAAUCGCCGCGCGCAUCGAUCAAUAACUUUGGCUACGGGGGCACCAACGCUCAUAUCAUCAUGGAAAGAGCUCCCACCCCCGCGCGACAAAUCAACCGCGUAGUUGAACAGGACGAAAGUCUUUCCCGGCCAGCUACGUGCGCGAGUCCGCUUCUUCCACGGGAAACAGCGUGA